Molecule: messenger RNA, 6625 nt
Organism: Periophthalmus magnuspinnatus
Lineage: Eukaryota; Metazoa; Chordata; Actinopteri; Gobiiformes; Gobiidae
Exons: 4
Coding region: 95-6625 (2176 amino acids)
Source: RefSeq, a predicted model, not a curated record
GAGAACACAAGUAGAGGACGCCCUCGUUAUCACAUUAAUUUGCAAGAUUAUAAGAAGACAAGACUGCAAAGGAAAGACAGAAUCAUUCAUCACAAUGAUUAUCAGGUUGCUUCUCCUGGUGUUACUACCAGUAGUAAUGAAGGUCCAAAGUGUGGAAGGACUGCUGCGGGACAGGUGUCCUAUGCCAACAACUCCUACAACAACAUCAAAUUCGUCUACUGUCAUACAAACUACUACAGUUACACCAACUAAAUCACCUGCAGAGACAAAGGCAGCCAUAGCUGCUGCAGCUGCAGCAGCAUCUACAUCAUCAAUUGCUGCAGCAACAGCAGGCGCCAUAGCAGCUACAGCUGCAUCGGCCAACGCUGGACCUUCUGCAGAAAGGGCAAGGGCUGCUGCAGAAGAAGCAAUCAAGGCUGCUGAAGAGGCAGCGAGAAUGGUAGAAGCAGUACUCAAUGGAACCGCAUCACCUGACGAAGCCAUACAAGCAGCGCAAAAUGCAGCACAAAAAGCACAAGACGCAUCUUUGGCAGCAAAGGAAGCAGCAGAGGCUCUCCCAAAUUCAACGGCACCGUUUACUGUCAUAAUUCUUCAAGCAUCUGCCAAUGCAACAGAAGCAGCUCUCAAAGCAGCCCAGGCAGCAAACAAUGUAUCUACAAUAACUCCUGAAAGUCUGGCUGCAGCAUCUGCAGCCAUGAAUGAGUCAGCAAUGGCAACAGAAAAAGCCCUCAGAGCGUUACUAUCAGCAGUCCAACAAAAUGACACUGCACCCCUUGAUCCGGAAAUAGAAGGAUUUGUGUCAUCAGUAGCGGAGAGUGCUGCACAAACCACAAACAAAACCAUAACAGCAAUAGAAAAGGCAGCUGCCUCUACAACAGCAGCAACACCAGAAGAGGCAAACCGUCUAUUGGAUGAAGCUAUUGAUUCAGUUCAAGAUGCCAAUGGCUCAACAAACCAAGCCAUUGAGUCUGCUUCAAAUAUAUUAUCAACAAUACAGAAUUCUACUACCACUGUCACACCAACUACUACAGUUACACCAACUAAAUCACCUGCAGAGACAAAGGCAGCCAUAGCUGCUGCAGCUGCAGCAGCAUCUACAUCAUCAAUUGCUGCAGCAACAGCAGGCGCCAUAGCAGCUACAGCUGCAUCGGCCAACGCUGGACCUUCUGCAGAAAGGGCAAGGGCUGCUGCAGAAGAAGCAAUCAAGGCUGCUGAAGAGGCAGCGAGAAUGGUGGAAGCAGUACUCAAUGGAACCGCAUCACCUGACGAAGCCAUACAAGCAGCGCAAAAUGCAGCACAAAAAGCACAAGACGCAUCUUUGGCAGCAAAGGAAGCAGCAGAGGCUCUCCCAAAUUCAACGGCACCGUUUACUGUCAUAAUUCUUCAAGCAUCUGCCAAUGCAACAGAAGCAGCUCUCAAAGCAGCCCAGGCAGCAAACAAUGUAUCUACAAUAACUCCUGAAAGUCUGGCUGCAGCAUCUGCAGCCAUGAAUGAGUCAGCAAUGGCAACAGAAAAAGCCCUCAGAGCGUUACUAUCAGCAGUCCAACAAAAUGACACUGCACCCCUUGAUCCGGAAAUAGAAGGAUUUGUGUCAUCAGUAGCGGAGAGUGCUGCACAAACCACAAACAAAACCAUAACAGCAAUAGAAAAGGCAGCUGCCUCUACAACAGCAGCAACACCAGAAGAGGCAAACCGUCUAUUGGAUGAAGCUAUUGAUUCAGUUCAAGAUGCCAAUGGCUCAACAAACCAAGCCAUUGAGUCUGCUUCAAAUAUAUUAUCAACAAUACAGAAUUCUACUACCACUGUCACACCAACUACUACAGUUACACCAACUAAAUCACCCGCAGAGACAAAGGCAGCCAUAGCUGCUGCAGCUGCAGCAGCAUCUACAUCAUCAAUUGCUGCAGCAACAGCAGGCGCCAUAGCAGCUACAGCUGCAUCGGCCAACGCUGGACCUUCUGCAGAAAGGGCAAGGGCUGCUGCAGAAGAAGCAAUCAAGGCUGCUGAAGAGGCAGCGAGAAUGGUAGAAGCAGUACUCAAUGGAACCGCAUCACCUGACGAAGCCAUACAAGCAGCGCAAAAUGCAGCACAAAAAGCACAAGACGCAUCUUUGGCAGCAAAGGAAGCAGCAGAGGCUCUCCCAAAUUCAACGGCACCGUUUACUGUCAUAAUUCUUCAAGCAUCUGCCAAUGCAACAGAAGCAGCUCUCAAAGCAGCCCAGGCAGCAAACAAUGUAUCUACAAUAACUCCUGAAAGUCUGGCUGCAGCAUCUGCAGCCAUGAAUGAGUCAGCAAUGGCAACAGAAAAAGCCCUCAGAGCGUUACUAUCAGCAGUCCAACAAAAUGACACUGCACCCCUUGAUCCGGAAAUAGAAGGAUUUGUGUCAUCAGCAGCGGAGAGUGCUGCACAAACCACAAACAAAACCAUAACAGCAAUAGAAAAGGCAGCAGCCUCUACAACAGCAACAACACCAGAAGAGGCAAACCGUCUAUUGGAUGAAGCUAUUGAUUCAGUUCAAGAUGCCAAUGGCUCAACAAACCAAGCCAUUGAGUCUGCUUCAAAUAUAUUAUCAACAAUACAGAAUUCUACUACCACUGUCACACCAACUACUACAGUUACACCAACUAAAUCACCCGCAGAGACAAAGGCAGCCAUAGCUGCUGCAGCUGCAGCAGCAUCUACAUCAUCAAUUGCUGCAGCAACAGCAGGCGCCAUAGCAGCUACAGCUGCAUCGGCCAACGCUGGACCUUCUGCAGAAAGGGCAAGGGCUGCUGCAGAAGAAGCAAUCAAGGCUGCUGAAGAGGCAGCGAGAAUGGUAGAAGCAGUACUCAAUGGAACCGCAUCACCUGACGAAGCCAUACAAGCAGCGCAAAAUGCAGCACAAAAAGCACAAGACGCAUCUUUGGCAGCAAAGGAAGCAGCAGAGGCUCUCCCAAAUUCAACGGCACCGUUUACUGUCAUAAUUCUUCAAGCAUCUGCCAAUGCAACAGAAGCAGCUCUCAAAGCAGCCCAGGCAGCAAACAAUGUAUCUACAAUAACUCCUGAAAGUCUGGCUGCAGCAUCUGCAGCCAUGAAUGAGUCAGCAAUGGCAACAGAAAAAGCCCUCAGAGCGUUACUAUCAGCAGUCCAACAAAAUGACACUGCACCCCUUGAUCCGGAAAUAGAAGGAUUUGUGUCAUCAGUAGCGGAGAGUGCUGCACAAACCACAAACAAAACCAUAACAGCAAUAGAAAAGGCAGCUGCCUCUACAACAGCAGCAACACCAGAAGAGGCAAACCGUCUAUUGGAUGAAGCUAUUGAUUCAGUUCAAGAUGCCAAUGGCUCAACAAACCAAGCCAUUGAGUCUGCUUCAAAUAUAUUAUCAACAAUACAGAAUUCUACUACCACUGUCACACCAACUACUACAGUUACACCAACUAAAUCACCCGCAGAGACAAAGGCAGCCAUAGCUGCUGCAGCUGCAGCAGCAUCUACAUCAUCAAUUGCUGCAGCAACAGCAGGCGCCAUAGCAGCUACAGCUGCAUCGGCCAACGCUGGACCUUCUGCAGAAAGGGCAAGGGCUGCUGCAGAAGAAGCAAUCAAGGCUGCUGAAGAGGCAGCGAGAAUGGUGGAAGCAGUACUCAAUGGAACCGCAUCACCUGACGAAGCCAUACAAGCAGCGCAAAAUGCAGCACAAAAAGCACAAGACGCAUCUUUGGCAGCAAAGGAAGCAGCAGAGGCUCUCCCAAAUUCAACGGCACCGUUUACUGUCAUAAUUCUUCAAGCAUCUGCCAAUGCAACAGAAGCAGCUCUCAAAGCAGCCCAGGCAGCAAACAAUGUAUCUACAAUAACUCCUGAAAGUCUGGCUGCAGCAUCUGCAGCCAUGAAUGAGUCAGCAAUGGCAACAGAAAAAGCCCUCAGAGCGUUACUAUCAGCAGUCCAACAAAAUGACACUGCACCCCUUGAUCCGGAAAUAGAAGGAUUUGUGUCAUCAGUAGCGGAGAGUGCUGCACAAACCACAAACAAAACCAUAACAGCAAUAGAAAAGGCAGCUGCCUCUACAACAGCAGCAACACCAGAAGAGGCAAACCGUCUAUUGGAUGAAGCUAUUGAUUCAGUUCAAGAUGCCAAUGGCUCAACAAACCAAGCCAUUGAGUCUGCUUCAAAUAUAUUAUCAACAAUACAGAAUUCUACUACCACUGUCACACCAACUACUACAGUUACACCAACUAAAUCACCUGCAGAGACAAAGGCAGCCAUAGCUGCUGCAGCUGCAGCAGCAUCUACAUCAUCAAUUGCUGCAGCAACAGCAGGCGCCAUAGCAGCUACAGCUGCAUCGGCCAACGCUGGACCUUCUGCAGAAAGGGCAAGGGCUGCUGCAGAAGAAGCAAUCAAGGCUGCUGAAGAGGCAGCGAGAAUGGUGGAAGCAGUACUCAAUGGAACCGCAUCACCUGACGAAGCCAUACAAGCAGCGCAAAAUGCGGCACAAAAAGCACAAGACGCAUCUUUGGCAGCAAAGGAAGCAGCAGAGGCUCUCCCAAAUUCAACGGCACCGUUUACUGUCAUAAUUCUUCAAGCAUCUGCCAAUGCAACAGAAGCAGCUCUCAAAGCAGCCCAGGCAGCAAACAAUGUAUCUACAAUAACUCCUGAAAGUCUGGCUGCAGCAUCUGCAGCCAUGAAUGAGUCAGCAAUGGCAACAGAAAAAGCCCUCAGAGCGUUACUAUCAGCAGUCCAACAAAAUGACACUGCACCCCUUGAUCCGGAAAUAGAAGGAUUUGUGUCAUCAGUAGCGGAGAGUGCUGCACAAACCACAAACAAAACCAUAACAGCAAUAGAAAAGGCAGCUGCCUCUACAACAGCAGCAACACCAGAAGAGGCAAACCGUCUAUUGGAUGAAGCUAUUGAGUCAGUUCAAGAUGCCAAUGGCUCAACAAACCAAGCCAUUGAGUCUGCUUCAAAUAUAUUAUCAACAAUACAGAAUUCUACUACCACUGUCACACCAACUACUACAGUUACACCAACUAAAUCACCUGCAGAGACAAAGGCAGCCAUAGCUGCUGCAGCUGCAGCAGCAUCUACAUCAUCAAUUGCUGCAGCAACAGCAGGCGCCAUAGCAGCUACAGCUGCAUCGGCCAACGCUGGACCUUCUGCAGAAAGGGCAAGGGCUGCUGCAGAAGAAGCAAUCAAGGCUGCUGAAGAGGCAGCGAGAAUGGUAGAAGCAGUACUCAAUGGAACCGCAUCACCUGACGAAGCCAUACAAGCAGCGCAAAAUGCAGCACAAAAAGCACAAGACGCAUCUUUGGCAGCAAAGGAAGCAGCAGAGGCUCUCCCAAAUUCAACGGCACCGUUUACUGUCAUAAUUCUUCAAGCAUCUGCCAAUGCAACAGAAGCAGCGCUCAAAGCAGCCCAGGCAGCAAACAAUGUAUCUACAAUAACUCCUGAAAGUCUGGCUGCAGCAUCUGCAGCCAUGAAUGAGUCAGCAAUGGCAACAGAAAAAGCCCUCAGAGCGUUACUAUCAGCAGUCCAACAAAAUGACACUGUACCCCUUGAUCCGGAAAUAGAAGGAUUUGUGUCAUCAGUAGCGGAGAGUGCUGCACAAACCACAAACAAAACCAUAACAGCAAUAGAAAAGGCAGCUGCCUCUACAACAGCAGCAACACCAGAAGAGGCAAACCGUCUAUUGGAUGAAGCUAUUGAUUCAGUUCAAGAUGCCAAUGGCUCAACAAACCAAGCCAUUGAGUCUGCUUCAAAUAUAUUAUCAACAAUACAGAAUUCUACUACCACUGUCACACCAACUACUACAGUUACACCAACUAAAUCACCCGCAGAGACAAAGGCAGCCAUAGCUGCUGCAGCUGCAGCAGCAUCUACAUCAUCAAUUGCUGCAGCAACAGCAGGCGCCAUAGCAGCUACAGCUGCAUCGGCCAACGCUGGACCUUCUGCAGAAAGGGCAAGGGCUGCUGCAGAAGAAGCAAUCAAGGCUGCUGAAGAGGCAGCUGAGAAUGCAUCUGCCAAUGCAACAGAAGCAGCGCUCAAAGCAGCCCAGGCAGCAAACAAUGUAUCUACAAUAACUCCUGAAAGUCUGGCUGCAGCAUCUGCAGCCAUGAAUGAGUCAGCAAUGGCAACAGAAAAAGCCCUCAGAGCGUUACUAUCAGCAGUCCAACAAAAUGACACUGUACCCCUUGAUCCGGAAAUAGAAGGAUUUGUGUCAUCAGUAGCGGAGAGUGCUGCACAAACCACAAACAAAACCAUAACAGCAAUAGAAAAGGCAGCUGCCUCUACAACAGCAGCAACACCAGAACAGGCAAACCUUCUGUCUACUGAAGCUAUUGAGUCAGUUCAAGAUGCCAGUGGCUCAACAAACCAAGCCAUUGAGUCUGCUUCAAAUAUAUUAUCAACAAAACAAAAUUCUUCAACCACUGUCACACCAACUACUACAGUUACACCAACCAAAUCCCCUGCAGUGAUAAAGGCAGCCAUAGCUGCUGCAGCUGCAGCAGCAUCUACAUCAUCAAUUGCUGCAGCAACAGCAGGCGCCAUAGCAGCUACAGCUGCAUCGGCCAACGCUGGACCUUCUGCAGAAAGGGCACUAGGGCUGCUGCAGAAGAAGCAAUCAAGGCUGCUGAAGAGGCAGCGAGAAUGGUAG